AUGCGUGCGAACCUCUUUCUCCUGGGCUGCCUGACAGCAGGCUCCAUGGCAGCGCCAACCCUCCUCAACGACAUAUACGACUAUUCGUCGGACUUAGCCACCUACCUCGGAAAAGUGAGCAAGUACAUCGAGAGCACGGGAGAAGAACUCAUUAAGAGCGCCAACUCAUGCGAUACAUCCAAAAUUUCUCUUCCAUCAUACGCGUCCAGCCUGCCCUCACCAUCCGGAUUGAGUCCGAUCUAUGUGGCAGUCGGCCGUGGCACCCAGAACUACACCUGUGCCACCUCGACCUCGGACUCAACGCCCCAAGCCAUAGGUGCAGUGGCGCGUCUUUACAACGCGACCUGCAUCGCGGCCAAUUACCCGGACAUGUUGUCGUUACUCCCGGGUAUAGUGUACAAGGAACAGUUGCCCAGUAACGAGGAGGAUCCCCUCCCGCCGGCGAACCUUGAACUCUUGGGUCACCAUUUCUUCAGAGAUACGACUACCCCGGUUUUUAAUCUGGAUACUUUGCCAUCUCGGCAGUAUGGGAUUGCGAUCACGAAGAAACAAGACUCGCUUGAUGCUCCAUCGAGUGCUAUUCAGGGUAGCAAUGGGGCUGUCCAGUGGCUUUACCUGACCACUAUCAAUGGUACAGUCGGUGAGUAUAAAGCGGUUUAUCGAGUAGACACGGUUGCCGGUUCAGCUCCGAAGACCUGCCAGGGGAUGCAGUCGGUGUUCACUGUUCAGUAUGCGGCCAAUUACUAUUUCUAUGGUGCAUGA
Aspergillus welwitschiae is the source of this 762-nucleotide messenger RNA. RefSeq lists its product as uncharacterized. Lineage: Eukaryota; Fungi; Ascomycota; Eurotiomycetes; Eurotiales; Aspergillaceae. The record is from RefSeq and is a predicted model, not a curated record. Bases 1 to 762 code for a protein of 253 amino acids. The transcript has 2 exons.